AUGAAAGGAGUAGGUCUCUGGUUUGCGCUUCUUGCGCCUUUGGUCGAUGCAAGAGCAUCGCCCACGGUGGAUCUCGGAUACACCCUCCACCAAGCAGAGGUUGAGAGCACGACGAAUGGAGCGUGGUAUCUAAAUUUUACAAAUGUUCGAUAUGGAACCGGACGUCGUUUCCAGCCUCCUGUCUCUCCUCCAGUGAACAGGACUGUGCAGACUGCAGGCGCAUACAACAUUCGAUGCCCGCAAGGGGAACCAGCAUGGCUCAGCAUGUUUGGACAACCGACGGGAAAUCUGACGGGAGUGCCUCCAGUCACGGCGGGAGACCUCCCUCCGAUCGAUCCCAGCACUCAUGAGGACUGUCUUUUUCUGGAUGUCUUUGUCCCAGAACAAAUUUUUAACGCCAGAAGAAGUCGAAAUGCUUCGGUGAUCGUGUGGAUCCAUGGUGGAGGAUAUGUGACUGGAUGGAAGUCCAUUUACACCCCUGGGCCUGGUCUGAUUGAGACGGCGCAAAAGGAGGGUCGGGGUACGAUCUUUGUUUCUAUUAAUUAUCGCUUGGGGUUAUUUGGGUUCCUGACGGACCCGGAUUCCAAUGAGGUUACGCGUAACCUAGGACUCCGAGACCAGCAGUGUGCCUUGCAAUGGGUUCGGAAAUACAUUCAUCUCUUUGGUGGCAAUCCUAAUGCUGUCACUGUGAUGGGUGAGUCGGCUGGAGGCGGCUCAAUCAUGUAUCAUCUCACCUCUGGCAAUGACUCGUCUCAGCCGUCAUUCCAGCGGGCUAUCAUUCAGAGCCCGUUCACCAUCAACAUUCCUUCGAGUCAGCAGAAAAGCACUUUGCAAAAGGUGUUUCAGAGAGCCAAUGUGUCCUCGUUGGAGCAUUUGAAGAAGCUGCCCACGAAGGAACUGCAGAUUGCCAAUGCUCUUAUUGUGGGCAACGCAAAGCCCUAUGGAACUUUUGUCUUUGGUCCGGUCAUUGAUGAACCCAAUUUCCCGGGCUAUCCUCCCGUCCUCCUGGAGGAGGGUCACUACAACCAUGACGUUUCAAUCAUAGCAGGACAUAACACCAAUGAAGGCAAAAUGUUUGCCUCCCCAUCUAUACACACAGAUAAAGAAUUUACCAGCCUCAUCGCCAGCAUAUUCCCGAGUAUAUCACCCAAUGCCCUAUCAGUUAUCUCAGAUGAGCUGUACCCUCAUGACUUCAGCGGCAAGCACGGCUACAUAGAUCAGACCGGUCGCGUGGCAUCCACGAUCCAGGAUUCUCUUAUCAUCUGUAACGCCUAUUUCCUCGGCGAGGCUUUCCGGCGCAACAACGCGAGCUUCAAAUACGAGUUCAGUGUCCCCCCUGCUCUUCAUGCAGAUGACCUUGCGUAUACCUUUUACGCGCCUGGUACCUCAUCGUCAGACGUCAAUGCCACUCUUGCCGGGAUAAUGCAGUCUUACUUUGUGAGAUUCAGUACCACGGGAAAUCUUUGCUCUCCUCAUCAGGAGGCCGCAUUCCAGGCAGAUGAUGUGAUUCAGAACUUUAAUAUUUCGACUGUUGGGCCUAUGAGGGAUACUGUCUCGGCUGAGAGGUGUGAUUGGUGGCAGAAGGCCUUUCUGUAA
Messenger RNA from Aspergillus affinis, 1596 nucleotides. RefSeq names its product putative carboxylesterase. The record is from RefSeq and is a predicted model, not a curated record. Lineage: Eukaryota; Fungi; Ascomycota; Eurotiomycetes; Eurotiales; Aspergillaceae. The transcript has 4 exons. Bases 1 to 1596 code for a protein of 531 amino acids.